This is a messenger RNA of Gossypium raimondii (Peruvian cotton), 2900 nucleotides long. RefSeq names its product lipoxygenase 3, chloroplastic. Lineage: Eukaryota; Viridiplantae; Streptophyta; Magnoliopsida; Malvales; Malvaceae. Gene Ontology annotation, biological process: lipid oxidation. The transcript has 9 exons. Gene Ontology annotation, molecular function: protein binding; oxidoreductase activity, acting on single donors with incorporation of molecular oxygen, incorporation of two atoms of oxygen; metal ion binding. Bases 48 to 2783 code for a protein of 911 amino acids. The record is from RefSeq and is a predicted model, not a curated record.
UAACAUUGUUUAUUACUAUAUAAAUUAGUGUUUCAGAAGGUACGUUCAUGGCAGGAACCAGGGAAAUCCUUUAUUCACUCCCAAUGGCUACCAGGUUGCCUACAAAAUCUUCUAUUUAUAACCAUUUCAACCGCCACCUUCAUCAGCAUAACCGACUUCCUCGUUCAAACUAUUUGCCUUACGAUUCGGGCAAGAGGUUGUUGGUGCAACCGAGGAAGGUGGUGGUGGUGGCGGCAACUCCGAUUAAAGCGGCAGCUGAAACGGCGGUGCAAUGCCAGGUGAAAGCUGUGGUGACGGUGAAGUGUGGUUCCAUGGAAUACGUGAAAGAUAUGGUGUUUCGUUGGUUAGAUUCGGACGCGCAUAGAGCUCAAACAGGCGUUGUUCUUCAGCUUGUUAGCACUCAAGUUGAUCCAAAUUCUGAGAAUCCAAAGCUAAGCAAGGAAGCGAAGAUCUACUGGUCAAUAAAUCCGAAAACAAAAGGUGGUAACAAAAUCAGCCUUGAAGUUGAAUUUGUGGUAGAUGCAAAUUUUGGGGUUCCAGGAGCCAUUAUAGUGACCAACAAAUAUAAAAAAGAGUUCUAUUUGGAAAGCAUCGUCGCCAUUGAAGGACUGGUUCAUUUUGCUUGCAAUUCUUGGGUUCAACCACAUGGUUUCCAUGCUCACAACAGGAUCUUUUUUUCAAACAAGGUAUAUUUACCUAAUGACACACCGGUGGGGCUAAAAAGGCUUAGGGAAAAGGAAUUACAGCAAUUAAGAGGCAAUAGCGACGAUAGUAGAACGACAUCAGAUAGAAUUUAUGACUAUGACGUUUAUAAUGACUUGGGUAAUCCAGAUAAAGGAGAUGAAUUUGUACGACCAAUUCUUGGAAAUCAAAGUCAACCCUACCCAAGACGGUGUCGCUCCAAGCGUCCUCCAACCAGUUCAGACGUAAAUGUGGAAUCUCCGGUAAGCAAAUACAUGCCGAAGUAUGUACCGAGAGACGAAGCAUUCGGAGAUUUGAAGGCGAAAGCGAUCACCGAAGGCAAGUGGAAAGCAAUGCUGAGAAGCCUAGUUCCUACACUAAAACAGAAGGCGGCCAUUAACGGCGAAGCUAUCAAGAGCUUUUCCGACAUUACUGAACUGUACAAAGAGAGUCUUCCACCUUUUGAAGAAGGCGGUGAUGAAUGUUGGGAGAAAGGUGGUUUGCCCAAGUUGCUUAAUAAGAUGAUCAAAGAGUGUGGGCAAGAUGUUUUCAAGUUUGAUUCUCCAAAGCUCAUUUCUAGGGAUAUUCCAUCAUGCUGUUUACGAGAUGAUGAAUUGGGACGUUUAACACUUGCAGGCAUGAAUCCCUUAAGCAUAGAAAGGCUCAAGGUGUUUCCACCAGUUAGCAACCUGGAUCCCUCUAUUUAUGGUCCUCAAGAUUCAGCCUUGAAAGAAGAACAAAUUAUAUGUCACCUUAAUGGGAUGAGUGUACAACAGGCAAUAGAAGAGAAUAAAUUGUUUAUUUUGGAUUAUCAUGAUGUUUACCUUCCAUUUCUCGACCGCAUAAACGCUCAUCCAACCAAAAAAGCAUAUGCAACUCGAACGAUCUUUGUCUUGACCGAUAUGGGAUCAUUAAAGCCAAUUGCUAUUGAGCUCAGCUUGCCGGAGAAGAACCGGAAUGGACCACCGAAGUGUGUCGUCACUCCUCCUGUUGAUGCCACUACCUGCUGGUUGUGGCAACUUGGUAAAGCUCAUGUCUGCUCGAACGAUGCCGGUGCUCAUCAACUAAUUCAUCACUGGUUGAGGACUCAUGCAUGCCUUGAACCUUUUAUCAUAGCAGCGCAUCGGCAACUUAGCGUAAUGCAUCCGAUUUACAAACUUCUUCAUUGUCACAUGCGAUACACGAUGGAUGUAAACGCACAGGGUCGACAGCUUCUCCUUAAUGCUGGAGGAAUUAUCGAGUCCCACUUCUUCACUGCAGCAUGUUCAAUGGAGGUUUCUGCUUCUGUAUAUCAGAAUUGGUGGCGCUUUGACAUGGAAAGCCUUCCUGCAGACUUGAUUCGAAGAGGAAUGGCAGUACCAGAUGCAACCGAGCCACAUGGACUUAAACUACUCAUCGAAGACUAUCCAUACGCAACAGACGGCUUACUGAUAUGGUCUGCGAUCGAGCAACUAGUUCAAGCCUAUGUACACUACUACUACCCAGAAGCAAAUAUCAUUGAAUCAGACUCAGAACUCAAUGCAUGGUACCAUGAAUCCAUCAACAUAGGCCAUGCAGAUAUUCGACAUGCCAGCUGGUGGCUGAAACUCUCGACUCCAAACAAUCUUAUCUCUAUCCUCACCACCAUUAUCUGGCUUGCAUCAGCGCACCAUGCGGCGGUGAACUUCGGGAUGUACCCUUAUGGCGGGUAUUUCCCAGUACGGCCACCAUUUAUGCGACGACUAGUCCCAAACGAACGCGACCCCGACUACACAACUUUCCUCGCGGAUCCAGAGGGAUAUUUCCUAGCAUCAUUGCCAUGUUUAGAUCAAAUGUUGCACUAUAUAUCUGUUCUUGACAUACUAUCCACACAUUCAGCUGAUGAAGAGUAUUUGGGAGAUAGAAAAGACCUUUCAGCAUGGGCUGGAGACCCUGAAAUUGUUGAAGCAUUGUACAAAUUUUCCAUGGAAAUGAAGAAGAUAGGGAAAGAGAUUGAAAAAAGAAAUGGUGACCCAAAUCUUAGGAAUAGAUGUGGGGCUGGGAUUUCACCAUAUGAGCUACUUUUGCCAUCAUCAGGACCUGGAGUUACUUGCAGGGGUGUGCCUAACAGUGUCUCAAUUUGAAGGUAAAAAAAAAAAAAUCUAUUUUAUUCAUUUUUAGUUAAUGUUUAUGAGUUUUACUUGGCAAACAUUCAACAUUUAAGAAAUCAAUAGCAAGCAAAUUGAAUUUUACUUAGCCAA